Messenger RNA from Ylistrum balloti, 8281 nucleotides. Its product is annotated as kin of IRRE-like protein 1. Gene Ontology annotation, cellular component: cell-cell junction. NCBI's taxonomy places the organism in Eukaryota, Metazoa, Mollusca, Bivalvia, Pectinida, Pectinidae. The transcript has 16 exons. Gene Ontology annotation, biological process: cell-cell adhesion. The record is from RefSeq and is a predicted model, not a curated record. The coding region runs from base 761 to 3301 and encodes 846 amino acids. Gene Ontology annotation, molecular function: cell adhesion molecule binding.
UGGCGGCUCCAGUCUGGUACCUCUACAGACUUCACCAUUACGACCAUGUAAACAUGAGCUGUGUUGGUUUUGUUUUAACUAAUUAAUGUCUGUCCAUUCUGUUUUAGACACUACAACUAAUUAGGAGAGUGGGACGACCAGCUCAGGAUUUACUACUGUCAUAGUGUUACGUGAAGACGUUUGGAGACGGAGGUUGUGAAGUUUUGGAAAGUGUGCGAUUAUUGUAACUGUUUCUGGAUUUGUUUUGUGCCCUGUAUAUCAACAUUGGACUCAACCUGCUUGCGAUUUGGAGCAUAUCAUUGCAUUUUACAGGGGUAAUAGGUAGUUUUAACUUUUUAUCUUUAUUUGAAUUUGAAGACAGUGUGGAGUUACGAAACAUCCUUCAAAGUGACAGAACAAAGAUUCUUACCAUCCGUGAUUCAUCAACACGAAAAAGUGUAAUUUGUGGAUUUUGUUAAAAAGUUUGUUUAUCGUUAAAAUCAAGAGAUUGCCAUAGUUAGAAGUGUAUUUCCAGUGUUAACGGGCAAUCAUACUUCAGCAACUGAGAUUUUUUAUCCUGUGGAUUACUGAUGCUGUAAAGGACUAGAUUAUCAGUGUACUUGGAUGGUAGCCGUGUAACUUCAGUGUUUUUCUGAAUUCUGAGUGAAUCAAUACAGAAGACCAGCAUUUUGUCAUUAUGUGGUAAUAGGUGAACAAGUCUAACUGGAUUUAGUGAACAGAAUAUUUUGUGAAGUUUUAAGUGAUAUCUGUAUAAAAAGUGAUGGAAUCUUAUAGAAGUUGGCAGAAGAUGUUUGUCCAGAGCUGGCUGUACUUGUCAGUCUCACUCCUCAUCAUCGCUAGAGCACUAGGAUCUCAGCAGUUCACAGCUCAGCCAGAGAACACAACAACUACCCAGAAUUCUACUGUGGUACUACAGUGCGAAGUAAAGAACCGACAGGGCACGCUUCAGUGGACACGAAACCGAUUAGGACUUGGAACAGUCCGUGCACUGCCAGGAUUUCCACGCUACUCUAUGGUGGGAGGGACUAAUAUUAUCGGAGGAGAUCGAAUUGAGGAGUAUAAUCUGAAGAUCAUAGAUGUACAACUGGAGGAUGAUGGCGAGUACAGAUGUCAGGUCACGGCCACCGAACAGACACAUGGCAUCAUUACCAACAAAAUCACUCUCAAUGUACAAUUACCGCCAGACCCACCACAGAUGGGAGACACCUCAACUAUUGCUGUUAUUCAAGGGUCACCUACAAAUGUAUCAUGUCAGGCAAACAAUGGGAAGCCCGGGGCAGAGAUCACAUGGUACCAAGAGGGAGUACGCAUUACACAUAAUGUUUUCUCACGAACGAUGACAAGGACAGACAAGCGUGCAGAUACACUAAGCGUUGUCACCAUAGUUGCCUCAAAAGAGGAUGCUGGGAAGAAAAUUGAAUGUCGGGCAAACAAUCCAGCAUUGCGAUUGCCCUUUAAAACACACGCCAUCUUGGAUGUGCAAUAUCCACCGAGCCUCACAAUGGCCCACAACAUAAGUCGUCCUAUUCGGGAGUAUGACUAUGUGCGGUUUACGUGUACGGGGACUGCUAAUCCCUACAACAUUCAAUGGAAAUGGUACCAUGAUGGGGUUGUGAUCGAUGGAAGUAAUCAGAACUAUCUGGACAUUCCGUCAAUCAAGCGUGACUACCACCAGUCAAGGAUCACUUGUGAAGGUUCAAACGCCGUGGGCAGCACCCGUGCCAAUGAAGUAUUACAAGUACAAUAUGGUCCACGCUUCAUUGGAGCCCCUCAACAUGUAGCCGUGGAUUUGGGCGACCCAGCGACCUUGGUCUGUAAUGCAGAGGGAAACCCCGAGCCUAACAUCUUGUGGACUAAACAGGACUACUAUAAUCCCGUCAGUACCUCUCCCACCUUCCAUAUACAGGAAGUGGAGGGCCGCGACCUCGGCACAUACAUCUGUACUGCAACCUCCAUGGUAGCUGGAUUCCAUGAAGUCAGCCGUGAAAUUUUACUGCUCCAGAAAGGACCACCAAAAAUACUCAGCAACAAAAAUCAGUAUGCAGCCACAGGAGCUAGUGCUAGACUUGAGUGUCUUGUCCGUUCUGUCCCCACACCUACCAAAAUAAAAUGGGAGAGAAACAACGUGGAGAUUGACUACGCCAACUCCGGCCGAUACUCGGAGCUCGAGGAACCAUUGGCUGAUGGAGUGAAACACAUGCUGCAGAUCAUGCAAGUUCAGGAGUCCGACUUUGGCCAAUACAACUGUAGUGUGGAGAAUUCCCGUGGCUCCGACCUUAUCACCAUUACCCUGUUAGAGAAAGAUAUCCUGCCACUGUCUUACAUCAUAGGGGGCGUUGUCGGGGGUGUGGCUCUCAUUUUCCUCAUCGUCAUCGUCUUUGUCAUCUACCAUCGAUACAAGGCUUCUGACUCUGACUCCUACGCGGAAACUGACAGUAACACCGAGAUUAAAAAACGCGAGAAAACAGAAUCACCAUCUGAUUUUACAAAAUCCACUCUGAUGGACCAGUGGAGACAGGAUUUAAAUUUCCACUGCCCCACAGAUUAUGAAGAUCUGUAUGGACAAAAGGCUACCUAUAAUAGAGAACAACAACUCUGUAUGGCUCCAUCGAUCAGGACAUUACCAGCUCAAUCAGCCAAUCAAAAUAUCUAUCACGUCAUACCUCCAUACGGCCAGCGUUCUAUGACGCCAUGUGGCCUUGGACACAGAUCUCUGGCAUCCUUUGGAAAUGGCCAGCGAUCUGUGACACCAUGUGGCCUUGGCCAGCGAUCUAUGACCCCUUGUGAACAGAAACAAAGACCAAUGUCACCUUAUGAACAAGGACAGCGAACUUUGACCUCUUGUGGAGGUCGAAGAACUUUACCAAGGCGUCCCCUGGCAGCUAGUCGAGAUGUGUUACAAUGUGCGAGUUCCACAUUACCACACAGGCCCUGUUGGCAGCACUGUGCUCACUCCUAUGUACAGGAACAUAAAUUAAACAGUAGCGGCUAUGGGACGCUGACAUCUGAUAAUUACAUAAACGCUUAUGAUCAUCACAAUGGUGGGCCGUUAUUUAGUGAUUAUGUUCACCGAACAGAUGAGGCCCUGCCAGCAGAAAGAUUUGAGUAUGGUUACAAUACAAUAUCGUACUCACCACAUUUGGCACGGUCCAGGUUUGAAAACGGAUACAACACGUACGGAACAAGUUCAUUUAGGAGUGCAUCCCGGACAGAUUUCACCAAUCCGGAUUACACAGACCCGUACUCCAGCAGACUACCACCUGCUGAUGUCAACACGGCUAAACUGGCUACCACGGUGUGAUGUUACCAGGAACUUUGUCGACACCUUAGAUUGACUUUGUCAAUUUCACAUGUGAUGUUGUGGGAUAGAGUGCCGUCUGGAUUGUAUCAGAUCAUGUGACCUGCUUGCAAGUUUUAGAGUGGUUGUUACUAUGGUCACUGAUGUUUAGAUGGUCACAUGAUCCAAAAGUAACUUUACUGAAGAAGCAGUAACAGACAGUAACAAACUAAAAAUCAUGUGCCUCCAACACAUGUGAGAAGAUCUCCCAUUGGUCAAUGUUAUGAGUAAGAUGACCAAUCAUAACAAGUUAAGGUCUGAUGAAGAGAGACAAGAACUCUGGUUGGUUAUGGUAAAACACUUACCAAUCAUUAACUUCAUUGAAAUCUUAUUUGACAGGAAAGUGUUAAAAUGCAGGCAUUGGUUUUGAAACACUUCAUAAUGGGAUAAUGGGAGACUGUGUCUGUUAAGCUCCUGGUCGUCGUCACACUCCAAAAGUCUGGGCAACUGUCGGCGACAUUCAGCAUUUUAUAUUAUAGUCUAUGCACGCUCUAGAUGGACUCCAUAUGAACAUGUCAUGAUCAUGACGUCAUCAUUCAUCCCCCAUAUUGUAACAUUUGCCAUGGUGUGAGGUACACACAUUGUGAUGUGUGUCAUGGUGUAAUUUACACACAUUGUGAUGUGUGUCAUGUUGUGAGGAACGCACAUUGUGAUGUGUGUCAUGGUGUAAGGUACACACAUUGUGAUGUGUGUCAUGGUGUAAGGUACACACAUUGUGAUGUGUGACACAUUGUAAUGUGUGUCAUGGUGUAAGGUACACACAUUGUGAUGUGUGUCAUGGUGUGAGGAACACACAUUGUAAUGUGUGUCAUGGUGUGAGGUACACACAUUGUGAUGUGUGUCAUGGUGUAAGGUACACACAUUGUGAUGUGUGUCAUGGUGUAAGGUACACACAUUGUGAUGUGUGUCAUGGUGUAAGGUACACACAUUGUGAUGUGUGACACAUUGUAAUGUGUGUCAUGGUGUGAGGAACACACUUACACAUUGUGACGCGUGAAUGAAGGCUGGUCCUCUCACUGUUUUGUUAAAUCAACACUGCCUUUAGGAGUGAAUAAACAAGAUUGUGUUCUAUAGAGUUUAGCCACAAGUUUCAUAGUAUUGACUUUGGGAAAAGGGGGAUAGCGCUGCGCUUAUCAAAGGGGCACAACUCUGUAAUGGCAAAUAUGAGUAGAAAUUAAUUUUGCCAAAUAAUGUAAAGAUAUGAAUAGAGGCUUAUUCAGGAGGACACACACUUUUUCUAUUGAGAAUAAUUAUUUCUUUCACUUCGUCUAUAAUCUUUUAAAUACUACCUAUGACUUUUUUUGAAACAUCACAUUUAGUAUUAAUGUUACACUAGGGAAAAAAAAAUAAGAAUUUCUGUGAAUGACAAAAAUAGGAUGGGAGCAAAAUAUCAGUUAUUUAACAUCAUUCAUAGUGUCCAUUUGUUGAAAGUCAUUGCUGCCAUUCAUGUUCCACCUGCUGUUGUGUGCCUUCGUAAGUAAACAUGAUGUAACAUAAUAACCAGUACUUGUAUGUUAUUGACAAUGGACUCAAUCAGACCAUCAUAUAGGUUAAGAUGAAAUUGAUGUCAUUGGUUAAAAAAGGAUGACAUGUAUCUUCAUUCAUUGUUUUAUAUAAUCCAACUUUUGUAUUGUGUAUAUCAAACCACACAGACUGUGCUAUUAUCCAGUAACAUCGUUUGUUGUACACCAACGUGUGUAUUACACUUAUCUCUCAAUCACUCAAUCAACAGGGACCACAACGAUCAGAUCUCAAUAUCACUGCUCACAAUCAGUCUUAGAAUAGACAUGUUAUGCAAGGUCUAGAGAAAGGGUCAGAACUAAUAUUUUGAUACUGUAAAUGUACUUAAUUUGGCACCGUCAAAUUUAAGUGCAUUAAAGUUAACGCAAUCAUGUUAUAGCGUAAUACUUUCAACACAAAAAGUGCAAAAAUUUGUACAUUUAGACUUACAUAAAGGUCAAGGGCGGUAAAAUUGUGUUGUUGUCGUUUUAUAAUGUAAACAACAAAAGAUUGAGUUUUUUUUUAAUACGCUUAGUUACAUCUGUCUCUACGUAAAUGUAGAGUUAUCUCCCCUGUUUGUUCAAAAUCGAAUCCUCUGUCAUAUAGGGAUGAUCAGAUUUAAGGCAAAAUAGAUAUAAAUGCACAAGAUAUGAUGUCUGAAAUUUGAAGUUAUGUGUCAAUUCACAUUUAGGCACACAUUAUUAGUUCUACAGUUCUACGAAUAACUGUUACAUGGCACAUUCUUCAGGUAUAUAUCCAGCAGAUCUUUUACUGAUGAUUCUUAAACACUAUUGAUUCAUUGUACAUAAAUGUACCUGUUUUGUCGCUGAACUUUCAAUCUCUCUCCUGAUACUGUAGAAUUAUCUUGAGAAUAAGAAACUAUGAUCACAUUGAGUCAGAAGAUCGCCGUGUAUGGGCAGUGGUUACACAUGUAGUUUGUGAUAAUGUAAAUGUGUUUGUAGUAUGGAUUUUUUUCGUUGUGAUGUUUUAAUCAUUGUAAAUUUUAAUCAUAAAUGCAGGGCAAAUGACUUGUGUAUAUUUCCUGUUUUCUUUUGAGGAAAUACGCAUGUCCGAAUCUGACCGUCCACUCUAUGUGUUAAAACUGCUUCUUUAUGUAACUUAGUAAUAUUUAAUGUUCCUUCUAUAUGAUAUCUGAUAAAGAGUGAUCUGCCCUUUGAUCUUGUGUGAACGCUGACCUCAUACAUUCAUCAACACAAUUUGAUAUUGACUUAGUAUCAAACUAGUUUUGACAUUUUUCCAAACUUUUUAUUGAAAAUAUAUAAAUACUUUGUAGUCAAUCUUAAAGAUUUGGUAGAUUUAGAAUAGCGUUUAUUUCUAGUCAUUCUGUUACUUUGGAAACCGUAUCCUUGGAUAUGGAUGUUACUUGACGACACUUUCAUCAGUUCUUUUAGUUGUUUGAUGUACCAACAUAAGAUAUUUAUAAACAGUUUCAACAAAUACAUACACCAUUAAUGAUUGCUAUAGAAAUAUUUUCAAAAAAAUUUUCAAUUUAUGUUUCAUUUCUCAAAAAUACUGUUGUUCGAGGAGACAAGACGAAAGGACAUAUUUUGUAAUCUUGUCCUAGAAUUUCUGAUUUGAUGCUUAGAAUCAUUCCAUUGGAAUUUCUUCCUGAUUAACCAAUCAAUGAGGAAUAGCAACAGCUAUAUAUUUAAUCACAGUUACCCUAAUAUUAUAUGUGACUUGUACACUGUGUGUUUAUUGUUGAAUUACAGAAAAAAAAACUGCUGUAGGUUCAAAACUGAUGGCUUCACUGUCAAGUUGAGGACAACAUAAGUUGAUGAAAAAAAAAACCCAAACAUAACAAAAAUAUGUUAUGACAUGUGCAAGUCUAUAAGUAAGGGAAGUAACUCCUGAAACGAAGGGAGAUAAUCCCAAAAUGUUGUUAUGACUUUGUGUGACCCUAGUCCCCCCUGGUGUUCAUUAUUGAGUAUUUUGUGUUGCUUUUUUAAUUUCAAUUCUUGUUAAGAGUACUAUUCUGUUAUCCCUAUAUACAUAUAUAUCAUUUGCAAUAUUUGUUACGGAUUUCUGUGUGUGUAUUAAUGUAUUUAAUUAUUUCACCCAAUCAUUUGCAUCAUUACGUCCAAUAAAUCACCUUUAUACAUUAGAUAUAUCAAGGAAUAUGUGACAAAUUUGGUGGAGUAUGUUACUUAUCACAAAAAUAGCUGAAGCUAGCUUGACUGUUAUUGAUUACACCUUUGAACUGUUGUACAUGUACAGGUGGUGUAGUCAUGGAGGUACAUAUGUCACAAUAUCAAUUAGUCACAAUAACAUGAUACAUAAUACACAUAUUUGAGAAAUAUUUUUCAUUUCAAAUACAUUCUGUUCAUUCAGAUUUUACUAUAUCAAAAGAAAUAUUUAGAUUUCUGAAUUAAGCAUGUCCCAAAAUAUAUGUCAAUUGAUAGGACAUUUUGAGUCGUAUAUACACCGUCUUUGUGUUAAUCGUCUCUGGGGCAAGUUAAACUUGUGUCCCAGUUAACAUAUAUAACAGUCACACUGACAGGCAAGAUCAUCUAAUUCUGUCUAUUCCAAUGUGUUUAGAAAUUAAGGUUGGAAUCCUGUUAUCUAUAGCGAGUAUUGGAUGUUUUACAAAGUUGUAUAUAUAUAUAUAUCUUAACAUAGAAAUGCAUGUGAGAAUGAUUGAAUACCUGACUGCGCAUGUAUGUGGAGUGAAGGAUCCCAGUAAGACAGCCAAGAGAGAGUGAGGAUAACCUUGCACUUUAAUGGAGUUACAAGUUAUUUAAUUAAAUUUUGGACAAAUGGAGUCACAAGUUAUUUAAUUAAAUUUUGGACAAAUUAGCAAAUAACUCACAAUGUCAGGGUGCUUUCUACUAGCUGUGAUCCCCUUAGAAUUAUGGAAACCAAAAUGUAAUGAGAAAUUUCAAAAUCAAUUUUUAUACAAAAUUUUAAUGUAAACAAUUUAAAGGAGUUUUUUCUUCAGUACUAUCAACAUACUAUUGCUAUCAGAGAAAGAUUUUGGAUAUUUGAUUUCAGAUACUUUAUCAGAUAUACGGCUUCCCUGUGUAAAGAAUAACAUUUUCCCGAGUGACAUCUCAAUCAAAUUGUUCCGAAAUGUGAAUAUGAUGACAAUCUACUAUGAAAUUGAACAAAUUUAGAUAUUUUGUGGUAAUGUCAUCUGAAAAUAUGGUCAAAGUUCAGGUAUAUAAUAUAAUUUUACUGCAAGGAAUAUUCCAAUGUGGAUUUGUUCAUUUUGGCAGUAGUUGGAGUUGAGUUUGUAAGAAUGUAGUAACUACCAGUUGAACAAACAACAUGUGAUGUACGUGUUAGUGACAAAUGAUGAGUGAAUGAACAGUACGUGUGUUUAGAGUAUGUAAUUCUUGUUUAUGUGGCUGAAAAGUAUUUUUUGAUGAAAGUGUUGUGUGCAAUCUUGUGUACAUUUACAAUACAAGCUAAUUUUAUAUAAUA